Molecule: messenger RNA, 7941 nt
Organism: Pangasianodon hypophthalmus (striped catfish)
Lineage: Eukaryota; Metazoa; Chordata; Actinopteri; Siluriformes; Pangasiidae
Exons: 13
Coding region: 87-929 (280 amino acids)
Source: RefSeq, a predicted model, not a curated record
ACUGCGGAUUGAAUAGCCACAGUGCCUCCUGGUGGGGGUUGUUCACCGUGCCGCAGCAAAGGUGUUUGGUGGGUCAUUCUUCUGCCAUGUCAGUGAAUUUGCCUCUUUCUGUCAAAGACAUAGUGACCCCCAGUGCCAGAGACGUCAGCCAGGACUGCACAAGUAUGAUCAUGCCCUCUGGUGUUUCCAGCUUCUUGCUGGAUUGUAUGGAUUCAGAUUUGGAAGCAGGUGAGCCACUACCUUCAAUCGAGACUUUGUGCAAAGCUGAUACUUAUGAUGAGGGAACAGGUUUGAUCAGUGAAGAUGAAAUGCUGCACUGCUAUAUCAAGAACUCAACGCUUCUCAGUUUCAGUGAUGCUGUGAAUAUCGGCAUGCAGCACCCUCCAAACCUCUCCUCCAUUCUGGAGCUGUCACCUGUUAUUGAUGGAAAAAUUGCAAAAGAGUCAUUUUCUCUGCCCCCCUCUCAACCUGUGUCACCUCUUGGCUCCUCACCUUUGGUUGGGCCAUGUGAAUAUUUGACAUCCCCAAAAAAUACCUCAGGAGGUAAAAGCAAAACCACUGGAGUUGAAGAAAGGACACCUAUAACUAAGAUAGUUGUGACAUUUUCUCCUGUUGUGAAAAAAAAGCCUCUUACAGGAAAACAGCCCAUAAAAUGCAGAAAGGUGACCUUCAGUGAUGUCAUCAGGACACAGGCCAUAUCAGUGCUUAAUCCUAGUUCAGUGAAGCCUCAAAGAAGAGCCUAUAAUGUUCAUAAGAAUGACAUGAGGAGGAACACCAAAGAGCGUUCUUUGCAGACAGCAAGAUUUUUUGACUUUGCUGAUGAAUGUGAGAAGGAAGCUUUUUUCCAAAGACUGAAGCUGACCUACACCUUUCAGCUUCCUGCUAAACUGAUCACCUUCACAGACCUGCCGAAGACUGAGGAUGUGUGAGGUCAUCAAGAGAGAAUGGACCUAGUUGCAAGUUUCCCCCUCACAGGGUGGAAUUACCUUUCAAUUCCAUUACCCAAAUGGCUCUCGGACAUGCAGAGGUUUUCAGCUGCAAAGCCACAUACAACAUCUUAUAUGCUAUGCUGGAGUUGAACGCUCUGCAACGGAGUCUCUCUGCCUGAGAUUGUAUAAUCCUGAUUUGACCAUAACAGACUCAUCAGCGGGGACCAUUGGGGACUACAUCACCCAGUCAACAACUUUGGUCAGUGGGUUGAAGUUGAAGAGGUAAUUUCUAAAUUUUCUCCUUUUUGAUUGAAAACUAAUUGCACUCUGUGAAUAUUUAACCUUAACCUUAAAAUUAGCUGACACCCACACCACUAAUCAAUUUGUGAUUGAUUUAGACAUGUUGAAGUUUGUCAGCAACAUCCCUUUGUGGACUUGUAUAAUUUACAUAGCAGACAAAAGAGAAGGAUAGAGAAAAUUUGCUUUUUUGUAUCAAUACAAGGAGGUGGUCCUUGGAGGAUUACAAGAUGAGCACAAGCUUUAACAGAAUUGAUUUUAAUUACAUAGCAUGUCAAAAUGAGCAAAGCGGCAUAAACAUAUAUAUAUUGUUCAUAAUGUUCAAAAAGGUUUCUCAAAUUUUGUUUAGCGCAGAUGGGUAAUAUUGUUUCCCGCACUAGUCUCAUAGGUUCUAAUAUAUUUACCCAGCUCUCACACUCACUCACACUCUCUCUCUCUCUCUCUCUCUUACUCUCUCUCUCUAACACCCACACACACACACACACACACACACACACACACACACACACACACAUUGGGAGAUAUCGUCAGGGGUGCCUUGGUCAAAAAAUGUUUGAACCACUGCUUUAGAGUAAGCCAUUGCUUUCAUUUCAUCUUAAAGAGUUGCCUCUACCUGCAUGGUUCUAUUCACCUCUACGGUUGCCUCUACCACCAUGCCUUACAGGGAUGGCUCCUCUUCCUUUGGCAAAAUAUUGUAUUUUUAUUAUAAAUCUUUCCAAUAACAGCCUUCUAUUUUAUUUAAAAACAAAAAAUCCGGGGGGGGCCUGUGUGACCUGUGUGUUCACCGUUACAUCAGCAUCCCCCUAGCGCAGCAUCCAGUGAUACUCGCUAACCUUUUCAUUUAUUAUUAACAUAGUAACCAGAAUUAAAUGCUUACCCCCACCACUCCUUGUGUUUGAUUGAUAGGAGUGGCAAAUUUUGACUAGCCUUUGACCCCUUCCCUUUUGCGCAGUGUAGUCCUUUAUGAAGCCAGAAACUCAAGCAUGUGUAGUAGUUUAAGGCUUAUAUCUCUGGCUUGAUGCCAGCUGAACUGUGAGCAUAGCUGUCAACUUUUCUACAAAUACAUGAGAGAGCCUGAGUGUGAUUCCCCUUUUUAAGAUGCUGAUAAUAUAGCUUUAUCACCUUACAGGGAUGGCUUCCCUUCCUUUGGCAAAAUAUUGUAUUUUUAUUAUAAAGAUUUCCAAUAGCAUACUUCUUUUUUUAUUUAAGGCAUUAACAUAUUUUUGUUAAUUAUUGACCAUAAUUAAUGUUAUUAAUUACACCUAUAUUUACCCUGUGAUGAUAAACCCAUUUUCCACAUUAUGUUUCCUAAGUUAGUAGCACAUAACACCAGCAAAUAUAACACAUUGAAAAUCUGCAACCCUUGACUACGUGAAGUGUUUAUUCUAUUUAGAGAACUGCUGCACAAUUAGAGAAUUACAUGGAAUUAAUUAUUUUUAGCAUACCUAGUGCUAACCAUAUUUGUCAUAUUUCAAGAGAUACAAGUUGAUAGUAUUUUUAGAAGGAAAGUGAAAAAAUGGUUGUUUUAUCAUUGAUGUUUUGAAGUUUGUGUGGUGAGUUUCUGAACUUGAUAUUGAUUGCACUCCAUUUAUGAUUUGUUCAUCCAUUUUUUAAAAUACCGAGGACCACAAUGGAAAUAAGCCGAUGGCUUUUUUGUGUAUUUUAAAAAGCCAUCGGCUUAUUGUGACAUGAGUAUGAAUUAGUCUUUUUGGACUUUUUUGUAUUAUGUCUUAAAUUUUGUCAAAUAAAACAAACAAACAAAAAAAGACACGUUACUUGGUUAUAUCUAUAAUUACAUAGUUAUAUGAGCUCGGAUAACAUUGCUGUGAUUACUUGGUUUUCCAGCCAUGACUGGUUUUCCAGCCAUUACUUGCUGAGUCUGAGGGAGCCUGGCCCCAUGUCCAACUGUGUAAAUGUGGUGAGGGCCAGUGUUCUGGAGACCACUUUAAGGACCUUCAGGAGCUGCCUUUAAUCCCUGCAGACAGUUGGACAUUGUAUUUGUAAUGUAGAGAUUACACCGUUACCAGCAGGGGGUGGAUGCAGUUGAUGAUGGGAAGGUGCAGUUGAUGAUGGUGGUCCUCCCCGGGAAUUUCUCAUGAAAGCAGUUCUGGAGUCAUGGUAUUUUGUGGGGCCGCAGAACUGCAAGAGCCUUGCUCUUGAUUCUCUUGGUAUGUACAUCUGUUGUGUAAUAUAGUAGGGAGCAAGUUGUAUAAUUUAGUGAAAAAAAAUUUAUUUGCAACAAGGUUUCCCAAAUUUCAGAAAUAUGUAAAGGUGUAAAAUUCCAUGGGAAUUAACAGGAAUAAAAUGGAAAUUUAGGAAGUAUUUACUCAGGCUGUAUGUACCAUGUUGUAUGCAGAGAGAAACACAAACCUUUUAGAAGCAAAUCAGAAGAAAUUCAUCCUAAUAGUAAAUAAAAAUUAGUUAUAUGACCUGAAGUUUCAUUAAAUUAGUUGACUAUGUUGGGUUGCAUGCAGAGGGUUGUAAUUUUACUGCCUUCCCAUUAAAUGGGAUGCUAAAAGUCUGUCAGUGAAGCCACUCUGCUCAUCUGGAUAACCAAGAACAGACCCCUUUUUCUUUGAAUGGUGAGUCAUCUGUAUCUAAGAAUCUUUCAUACAUAUCAUAAUUUUACUUUCAUAUUUGAGGUCACUGGUAAAUUACUGACAACCCAAAGUGGUUGUCAAAAAAUACAAUAUCACAAAUAUUACAAUAUUACAAUAUUAUUACAAUAUUAUUACAAUAUUACAAAUAUGUUUUUCCACGUAUACCAGCUUCUAUGCAUGCACUAUCCAGUUGAUCUGCUAUGGAGUCCUAGUUUACCAUGGUGACCACUUUGGGAAGUGUUCAAUAUUAAUUGAAAAUGUAACAUUUCGACUCAAGAUGCUGUAAAUGAUAAUUUUACUAAACAUAAUUACAUCACAAUUAUUUUCUCGGAAUAUGUUUACUUUGUAGCAAGUACUUUCUGUUACAGUUCAGAAAAGAAGAGUACCCAAAUGCAGGACAAAUGCAGAAAUUAACAAAAGUAAACUUUAAUAAAACUGACAGGUGGAGUAGACAAAGGCACUAUCCAGUUGGGGGAAUCCAGCUGGGAAAUCCAGAAACAAACAGGUGAAAUCUAAACAAAGUCAAACAAAACAAAUUCUAAGAGUAACCAAACAAAAGAAAGAAAGAAAAAAAAAGGAAAGAAUGACACGAGGAACACUGGCAAUGGAUCACAGGGUACAAACGCAGGAUUAACAGACAAAUUGACAUAAUCAGUGAGGAAAGGCUGGCCAAUAAAUAGACAGAACUGAUAGGAUAACGAAACACAGGUGAGUACAAAAUUGGAGUGGCAUAGAACUCGCACAAAGACAGACGGGGGAGACACAGACAGGGAAGCAAAGGAGACACAGGAAAAGGGAAAACAGAAACACAUGGAAAGAGCAAAGGAAAAAAAGGGACAUGGCAGAGACCAUGACACUUUCGCUGUUGCUGCGAACUUAAGUGUUACAGAUUCUUUUAAAACUACCAUCAUUAUAUAGACUUUCUCUGGAUGCUGGCAAUUGCCUGUACAUGAGAUUGUAGAUAUGGAGUGCACAGCAUGAAUGCAGGGUUGCAGUAAAACUAAAUUUCAAUGUAAAUGUAAAUAAAACUAAGUUUCAAUGUAUUUCAAACAAAUCAUGCUGCAAUACCUAGUAUUGCCGUUAUUACAAGUAAUUCCUUCCAAAAUAAGUUCACUAUAAUAAGAUAUGAUUUUUUUUUUUUUUUGAUACUGGGGGAGAAUUUCCCAAAAGUUUACAACUCUAAUUGCAAGACUGAUAAAAAUGUCUCAUGUCAAUUAUUACAGGCUUGUCCAGGGGAACUUAUAAGAUGAUGAAAUCUGUCUGCCUUGUCCAUGGGACCCGGUGUGCUGUCCAGAUGGCUGUUUGCACAGGUGUCAGGGCUCUCUGCUCCCUCAGUGGACAUAACGAAGGUUGACGACACAGAGCUGUGUGAUCAACUGGACAGAUCCAAAGUGCAGAGACCAUUGAAGAGGCCCGCACAGCCAUGGUGGAGGCAUCAAACAGACCUGGUCCAGGCCGCCCUAACCUUUUAUGUGGAGGGACGGUUGGAGAUGCUCCUGAAACAGCUGAAGGAAGGACUAGGAGUGUUGGGGUUAUUAAUGGCCUAGAAGUGCACUCUGCACUUAUGGAGGACCUCUUCUGUGGUAGAGCCUUUAUGACCAGGAGCCUUGUUGGCUGCCUCCUCUUCUCAGUGGAGUACUCCCCAAGAAGAAGCAGUAGGAGGGCUUUGGAGGAGGUAGCAGUUGAUGGGACUGGCUGAUCGUGGUAGAAGUUGAGUUCAUAUAAUUAUAUAUAACAACAAAAUAUAUUUAUAUGUAUAAGUUACACAACUAAGCCAAUGAUUAGGGAUUGCUUGAUACCACCUUUUAAUUGCCCACACCACAACCUUGAGUAUCUACUGAUACCAAUCCGACAGUCUUCCACAAACAACUAUGCUGUUAUUUAUAUGGAUGCACUUUGCAAGAUGGCCGUCUAAAAAAACAUCAUGCUGAAACUGUGAAACAAAUACUCUAUUCCCAUAAAGGAAGAAGAGGGUAGCCCACUGCAUGACUACAUGACUCAGUUUUUAUCAUAUGUAAAAAAACAUUAUCAGCCGGCAUGCUCUCUAAACAUUGGUAUCGGCCAGUGAAAAACCAUUAAUAGCCACUGGACUAGGAGUAAAUGCUCAUAAUAUACAAUGUGACUGUGUAAUUAAUGACUGUGCAAAUGUGUAGUAACUUUACAAAUGUAACUUUACAAAUGUAAAGUUACAAUUGUAAGUGUUAAUGAUUUGAAAUAUGAAUUUUAUGAAAAUAAAUGAAUAUCACCAGUACAUUCUUUAGAUAAUUGUAUAUAUGUUAUAUAACGCAGAUGUGUUUGUCUUGUUGUUUAAGAAUCUGUUACUUUGGUUUAUAUGUUACAGAUGGAGAUGCAGAGGUCCAGGAAGAUGGUGGGGACCUCAUCGAAGUGACCUUGGAGGAUGUGCUGGUGUUUGCUUCAGGGGCAUCUGCCAUACCUGCCUUUGGUUUUAGGGAGAUUCCAACAAUCUCUAUAAUGACCUGAAUGGCAUCAGGCGGAUGUUCCCAGAAGCAAACACCUGCACCAUCACUUUGAAACUGUCCCUAAGUCAUGAUUAUGGAAAAUUAUAUGAUUUCGGGGAUCAUUCAGUCCCCAAUGUUUGGGGUAGCUUAAUGAAUUUGCUGUAUAUUCAAUUGGCUCUCAACAUUUUGAACCAAUUUUGAACAAACAUCAAUUGAUUAUACAACUGAUUACAGUUGUAUAAUCAAUUUGAUGUUUGUUCAAAAUUGGUUCAAAAUGUUAUUGAAUGAGGUCUUUAAACAUUUAAAUGAUGACCUAAACCUUGACUGUCUGUUAUUCUUCCUACCAAAGAAAAUUUUCAGUCUAACAUGAUAUUUAAUUUAACUCUGUAUACAUGAUUUUAUGGUCAGAGUUUUAUAGGAUAUAACUGCAGUGGUGAAAGUAGAUUUGACAUCUAACUGGUGAUGUCAGUCUGUUCGCUAGCAACAAAAUUCCAGUGAAACUGUCUAUACACACAACAACACAGACUGAAGAACAUGGACUUUAACAAUAUUUUUCCAUCAUUCAAGGAAUAUUGUUUUUAAUGUCACUUUCACAUUUCUGGUACAAGCUGGACUAACUCACAGGAUUUAAAGAUUUAGUAUAGCAUAUAGUUAAAUUAAAAAGAAAAUUAAAAAGAUAUUAACAGUUGGUGGCAGUAAUGCUCCGGGGUAUAAUUAUUCACAAUUAAAAAAGAUGUCAUCAGCGAAGCCCACACGCUCUUCUCUUCCCAGUCUGCAAAUGGAUUUCUGUCGGGAAGCUGUGCAGGUAAAAUCAUAACCACAAACAUUUGGAGAGCCAAAUCGAUUGCAUCUACGUUGCAUGAUGCCUUCAAUCUCUGUACGUAAAGGUUUCUCCUUCAAUUUUCUGUACCUAUAAUCUGUCAUCAGUAAUCCAGUUCUCUCAAGAUGGGUGUAGGCCCUGUGGAAGAUGAUGCCAAGCAGUGUAGCAAAGUAUGCUAUAAAGUGUAGCAAGUUUAAUAAUUAAACUUGUAUUUUAACUACAUUUUGCAGUAGCUUACAAAUAUUGAGCAAUAUUUCCAUAGUGAUUCAAGUAGUUCAAUAUUUGAACUACUUUUUUGUGAUUUUUUGUGAUUUUUUUGUGUAGUUAACUACUGAAACUACAACCAAAUUUGGGAUAUAAAAGGAAGGGAAUGAUUUUUAAUUCCAGCCCCAUCAUCCAGACCGCUGUGAAAGCAUGGGCAAUGCAUUCUUCACGUAGCCACCACCACACACUUAAGUAAAUCUGCUGUGUGCAAUACCCUCACCUGGACUCUAGUUUACUCUAGUAUACAAACCCAAAGCUGACAUUCCUUGCACUUUUCCAUAGUUGGGUAUUAGUUUUUUGGUUUAUGUUUAUCCCAAUAGUAUGCUAUAACCUGUGGACAAGUGGACAAUUUGUGUGUGGCAUUUUUGCUGGCAAAUGACUUUUUUAUUACGUUUUGUUAUAAUUUCAUAUCAUAUGUACAUUGUCAAUUUGAUCUUUUUUCUUUUUUUUUUUUUUAAAGUACAUCUACCUUUUCUAAGUAGCUUUAGUUAACCAAACUAUAUUUCUCCAUAGGGUAGCUUUGCCAGGAGCCAGGAUUGUUUGCUCUUUUGUUUGCUUGCUUGAACUGUAUA